UCCCGCUUCCCCGGGCGGUGACCGCAUCACAUCCUGCGUUUUUCCUCCCCUGUUCGUUCGGUAAUCCUAUCGAACACCUCUCCGGCGUCACGAUGGUCGUCGCGCAAACCACUACGACUCCCCUCUGCGGCCGCCUUCCCUUUAGAUCCCUCCAUAAAGAUGACUUUAAUCCUAAUCCCAGCUUCCUUCCCGCGCGGUCGACCCGUCCGAGCUCCCUCGCCGCCGCCGCCGCCUCGAUCACCACCGUUCCAGCGUCUUCUUUGCCGGUCGUGCAAUCGCCGGCUCAGGCGCGGGUCGACAUCCUGUCGGAGUCUCUACCCUUCAUCCAGCGGUUCCGCGGCAAGACCAUCGUGGUCAAGUACGGCGGCGCCGCCAUGAAGUCCGCCACCCUCCAGUCGUCUGUCAUCAACGACCUCGUUCUCCUCUCGUGCGUCGGCCUCCGCCCCGUCCUUGUCCAUGGUGGUGGUCCGGAGAUCAACUCUUGGCUCCUACGUCUCGGCCACGAGCCGCAGUUCCACAAUGGGCUCCGCGUCACCGACGCCCUCACCAUGGAAGUCGUUGAGAUGGUCCUCGUCGGCAAGGUCAACAAGUCUCUGGUCUCUCUCAUAAACAGCGCCGGCGGCACCGCCGUUGGCCUCUGCGGCAAAGACGCGCGCCUCCUCACGGCCCGCCCUACCCCUGACGCCGCUGCCCUUGGCUUUGUCGGUGAGGUUGCGCGCGUCGACCCGGGGAUCCUCCGCCCCGUUCUGGCCGACGGUCACAUCCCCGUCAUCGCGUCCGUGGCUGCGGAUGAGAAUGGGCAGAGCUACAAUGUGAACGCCGAUACGGCUGCUGGGGAAAUUGCAGCCGCAAUGGGGGCUGAGAAGCUGAUUUUACUGACGGAUGUGGCCGGGAUCUUAGAGGAUCGGAAUGAUCCUAACAGCCUUGUGAAGGAGAUUGAUAUCAGUGGGAUAAGGAAGAUGGUGAUGGAGAAGAAGGUGGCCGGGGGAAUGAUCCCCAAGGUGAACUGCUGUGUGAGGUCGCUCGCCCAGGGGGUGCGAACUGCUAGUAUAAUAGAUGGCCGGGUUCCACACUCUCUGCUUCUCGAGAUUCUGACGGAUGAGGGCGCGGGGACGAUGAUCACUGGGUGAGUGUGACGGUGCAAGCCAUGGAAAGCUUGAGCUUGUGAUAGUACAACUAGGAGAGGUGGCUUUCUUUGGUGGUCUCUUCCAUUCGAGAAGUUCAGUUGUACCAGUUGGAAUCUAAUGUAUACGACAUGGGUAAAAACUCGGAAAAGCUUGAUUUUUUUCCGUCUGUUCUUGUGCCAUGUUGGUCUUUCAUCUGUAUGAUGCUAAUAACAUGGAAAUGGGCAGGAAAGGCCAAAUGAACUUCUCCCAUGCUUAAA
Messenger RNA from Musa acuminata AAA Group (dessert banana), 1384 nucleotides. RefSeq lists its product as uncharacterized. The coding region runs from base 93 to 1130 and encodes 345 amino acids. Gene Ontology annotation, biological process: L-arginine biosynthetic process. The transcript is spliced from 2 exons. Gene Ontology annotation, cellular component: cytoplasm; chloroplast thylakoid. The record is from RefSeq and is a predicted model, not a curated record. Lineage: Eukaryota; Viridiplantae; Streptophyta; Magnoliopsida; Zingiberales; Musaceae. Gene Ontology annotation, molecular function: acetylglutamate kinase activity; L-glutamate N-acetyltransferase activity, acting on acetyl-CoA as donor.